Molecule: messenger RNA, 633 nt
Organism: Baudoinia panamericana UAMH 10762
Lineage: Eukaryota; Fungi; Ascomycota; Dothideomycetes; Mycosphaerellales; Teratosphaeriaceae
Exons: 1
Coding region: 1-633 (210 amino acids)
Biological process (GO): negative regulation of protein kinase activity
Cellular component (GO): nucleolus
Molecular function (GO): protein kinase binding; double-stranded RNA binding; protein kinase inhibitor activity
Source: RefSeq, a predicted model, not a curated record
AUGUCCGCCACCACCUCCAUCGACAAUGUUUCACACCGCCCUACCAAACGCCGCGCCCUGACCCCCACCACCCAGCAAUCCGCCCAAGUCCAAGCGCUCUUCAAACACCCGGAUCGCGACAUCGUUAUCCCUCCCUCAAGCACCAGCCAGACAAAGUCACUAGCACCUCCACCGGAAAUUGUAGCAAACGUCCAAGGCUCCUCCGCCGGUGCUGGAUCGGGCGAAUUUCACGUCUACAAGGCGAGCCGCAGGCGCGAGUAUGAGCGCCUACGAUUGAUGGAUGAGGAGGUGGAGAAGGAGAAGGCGGAUCGGGAGUUUGAGGAAAGGGUGGAGAGUAUGAAGCGAAAGGAUGAGGAGGCUUUGGAGCGGAAUCGGAGGAAGAGGGAGAAGGCGAGGCUGAGGAAGGAGGGGAAGAAGGACAGAGUGGAUAGUGAGAAGGGGGUGGGAACGGAGGUUGAUGGAGCUGUGGGGAAGAAGAAGCUGGGGGCGAGGAAGAUGGUGACUGCGCCGCAUGAGAGUGCAGAUGCAGAAGGAGGAUUGAAGGGGAACGAUGGCUCGAUGGCUAUGCUUGAAGCGGGCCAUGAUGGAGGAGGCGAUGAGGAAAAUGGGAUCAAGAUACACGACGAUGAUUGA